Molecule: messenger RNA, 3097 nt
Organism: Mytilus trossulus (common blue mussel)
Lineage: Eukaryota; Metazoa; Mollusca; Bivalvia; Mytilida; Mytilidae
Product: kin of IRRE-like protein 1
Exons: 13
Coding region: 1-2997 (998 amino acids)
Source: RefSeq, a predicted model, not a curated record
AUGUGGAGGUCACACCAGGGUAUACCUACUGUUGUGGAUGUUCUAAAUACAGGCUACGAUAAACAAAGUUUAUCAUACUCACAACGUACCAGUAUAUUAACUUUAAUAUUUAAAAAAGGAGAUCCUUUACUUUUGGAAAACUACCGUCCAAUUUCACUUCUAAAUGUAGAUUUUAAACUUUUGUCAUAUGUUCUAGCUCAAAGAUUAAAAAAGGUACUGCCAAAAAUUAUAAAUGAAGACCAAACUGGUUAUGUUAAAAAUAGAUUUAUUGGUUUUAAUUUGAGACAAAUUCAAGAUGUAAUAGACUACGCAGACACAUACAAUAUUAAGGGGGCAUUAGUUUUUGUAGAUUUUACAAAAGCGUUCGAUUCAUUGGAAUGGGAUUUUAUGUUUGGAACAUUGAAACAUUUUGGUUUUAACGAUUCAUUUAUUAACUGGGUUAAAGCAAUGUACACAGAUAUACAAACAUGUGUUAUGAACAAUGGGUGGGUAUCAGAAACUUUCAAAAAUUCACGUGGAAUAAGACAAGGCUGUCCUUUAUCGGCUCUUUUAUUUGUUUUGGCUGUUGAAAUUAUGGCCCAGAGAUUAAGAAAUAAUAAAAAUGUAAAAGGAAUUAAUAUAAAAUUAGAUGGGAAAAGUCAUAGUAUCAAGAUUUCACAAUUAGCAGACGACACAACACUAUUUUGCAAGGAUAAAAACGAUGUGGUAGCUGCAAUGAACGAAAUAGAAAUUUUUGGUUCCUUUUCAGGUUUACUACUAAAUAGAAAUAAAACAGAGGGAUUAUGGAUUGGAAAAUUGAAAUCUUGUAAAGAUAAAAUUGUUGGGAUUAAGUGGGGAGAUAAACCUAUUAAAGCUUUAGGGGUGUUUUUCGGACAUGAUAAAGAAGAAUGCAAAAAUUUAAACUGGAAUAGAAACAUACACGAAGUUCUUGUAAGAUCUGGUGAUACCAUUGUCCUGAAUUGUACAUGUCUAAGUCAAACAAACGGAAACUGGAUUGGACCAAAUAGAGCAUUAUCAAAGACAGACAGACUGAACGAAUCAAAAUUGAUUCCUUAUACAGAAGGCUUUAGAUUAAAUACAAAAUUAAACAUACCAAAUAUAAAUGUUGUGGGAAGUUACGAGAGCAGAACAUGUAAUAUGAUGAUCAAAAGAUUCUCUUUUGAUGACGAAGGGACAUACAAAUGUCAAUAUGUUGACAAUCGCAAGACACACGAUCAGGUUUACAAAGCACUUCUAAAAAGACCACCAACAAAUCUACAAAUAGCGAAUGCAACACAACAUAAUACCUUGCAAGUUGUAGAAGGGAGCAUGCUGCAAUUAGUCUGUUCAGUACAGAGUGGAAAACCGACAGAAACAUUACAAUGGAUAACGAAUACAACAGUUAUAAAAGAAGGUGGUCAGAAUGGAAUAAUCACUUACAGAUUAAAUGCAUCUUCAUCGGAUCAUAUGAAAAUAUUCAUAUGUUCAGCAUUCAACGAAGCAUUAGACCAUCCUAUAACAAAGCAAGUUCAAUUGGAUGUUUCAGGCAAACCAAAGGUCACUGUGUCUAUCAUUCCGGAUAGCAUGCUUCUAAGAGAACAUCAGAAUGCAACACUAUGUUGUAAAACCGGCGGGACUCUAAAAGCAACCCAUAUUACGUGGAUCAAAGACACACAACGAAUAAAAAGAUUGAAUGAUUCGAAACACUGCAUUCCAUUUACUCCUCUUCUUCGACAAGACAGUGGAACAUAUACGUGUACUGCAAAAAAUAGCAUAGGUUUCUCAAGUGCAACAAAACAAAUUCGUGUUUUAUAUCCUCCUGAUGUCUCCAUAGAUACAACAGAAACACAAAAUAAGAUCACUCUUAAAUGCCAAGCAUCCAGCGAUCCGGGAACAUAUGAAUUUGCAAAAUGGGAACAUCUGUCUCAGUUCGGCAAACAUAUACGUUACAUAGGAAACACACAAAACGGCACACUUGUACUCGAAAAGAACAAUUACCAAAACAGUGGGAUAUAUAAAUGCCGCGUAAAAAUUGGUAUUCCUGAUAUGAAUGGAGAGAUUAAUCAAAAAAAAUUUGUCGCCGUAGAUUAUAAAGGACCGCCGGUGUUUGUUUCAAACAACAGCUUCACAUGGUUUGCUCAGUAUCAUAAAGACGCAAAAAUUAUUUUAAAAGUAUUCAGCUCAUCUCCGAUAACUAGUGGGCGAAUUCGCAAAAUUGCAGAAGGAUAUAAAGAGGAAGAAAAGCAAGCUUUUAAAUCGAUUAGAUCGUUUAUUCAGUCAACAUGUAAAGAAAGGUUGGCAUUUUAUAACGUCAAUGUUUUAGUGGAGUGCAUCGAGUUGACGUUUAAAAUUGCCAUGCCAGGAAGCAACGAUUUAAGAAACUAUACUGUGGAAGUAUGUAAUACAUACAAUUGUAGCAGCUUUGAAGUUAUUGUUGUUUCAGCAAAAUUCAUAGAAAUCAGGCAUUCCUCGGGUUGGAUCUUAAGUGCCAUCAUGGUUAUGUUGGCUGUAAUUAGCUGUGCCUUGGUAUUUGCAGUAGUUAAAGUACGAGGAAUAAGGAGGCGUAGUCAUGACAUAAGAAUUUCAGACAUAGAAAUGGAUAUACACGGAGAGUCAGUUGAUAAUCGUUUAUACCUGGCAUCAGAAUUUCGUCCUUCUCAUUCCAAUAGGCAUCAGACAGAACUAAAUGGUGAGAAUAUCCCAACUACAGGACUCAAUCUGUCAAUUUCAGCAUUAAGCAACCAUUAUCAAGAAGAAAUAUCGGAAGAACAAAACGUGCUAGAUGAUAACCAAAUCAUUCCAACGCAGCAUGCUGAAUCCAGCCUUAAUUAUGCAGAAGUUGAAUUUGAAGCAGGACCAACAGCGAGCACAAGUAUUAUUCAUGGCCACGAAGACAGAACUAUUUACUCUGAAAUUGAUGUAUUACGCCUUGCAAAUGCCAUUCCGUCCAGCAGUGACAGUGACGAAGAUGAUUUUGUGUAUGUGGAUGGGAUUGAGAAUUACAACAAGAAAGACUGAUGUAAACAAACUGCGAGAAAUGUUUUGUAGAUAAUUUUGGAGACGACGUGUAUGAUAAGAAGCACCGCCCCUCUUGUUAUUGUUUAUAAAUGACAACUUU